AUGCUUUCCUUGUUACUUUAUCUAAUUUCUUCUAAGUUUUUAUCGCUUGAUGUGGGGUCUGCAUAUACUAAAGGAUAUGUUUUUGAGGACUCCGAAUCGCCAGAGAUAUCUUUAAACUUACUUGGAAGAAGAUUAACGCCAACGUACAUCGGCUUUCGUGCAGAUAAGCAAUUCAACUUAUCAGGCGAGAUACCCAUAUCCCCAAAAGAAGGACGUCUACUGACAGCAGCGAUAGGUGAUAAAGCUUAUCAAUAUUUGAAGCAUCGUCCAUGGAUGGCAACAGGGCAUUUGUUUAAUUUCAUCGACAUGCUACCAGAAAAGCAAGAACAAAUUGCCGCCCGCUUCCAUGUUAACACAUCUGCUGCAAGACUUCCAAUUCACAACUUAAUCUCGAUGUAUUUUCAAUUAAUUGCAAGAGAACUGCUUCCUGAUCAAUCCGUUACAGGAAUAUCAGUGUCUGUCCCUACUCAUUUCACUGUAAUUCAAAGAGAAAUCAUUCGAAAUUCUAUUAAACAAGCAGGAAUCUACUGUGAUGUCAUUUGCGAUGAAGCAACAUCAGUGGCAACAACAUAUACUGUUUCUAGAACAAAAUCUUUUUAUAAUAACAGCAAAGACGUUUUAUUCGUUGAUAUCGGCGCAUCAUCAACAAAAGCAUACGUAUACAACUUCAGGAUGAAGUCAGAUGCUGCUUCUCCAGAAAUUACAAGAAAAUCCUACGCUUAUGACGAAAAUUUCGGUGGAGACGACGUAACACAUAAUUUUGCUAAUUACUUAAUCGAACAUUACAAUAUGGGCAACCUUACAACUCAAGAAUAUCACAAAUUAUAUGAUGUUGCUGAAAAAAUUAAAAUAAAAUUGAGUUUAUCUCAAAGAGCAGAAGAAGCUUUCGACUUACGACCUGGUGUAGAGUAUAACAUUACAUUCCUCCGCCAAGAUUUCAUCAAAUUCCUCAAGCCAUUAAGAGAUUCAGUAUUAAAUGUAAUUAGACUGGCUUGUAGGCAUUUUUAUCCACAAGAAGUAGAAAUUCUCGGUGGUUCAUCGCGUAUACCGUACAUUGCAGACUCAAUUCGUGAAGCUUUGCAUAUUGUAAAUCAUUCUUUGAAUUCUGAUGAGGCAAUAGCUUAUGGAACUGGUACUGUUGCACAGCAAAUACUCGAGAGAUCAUUAUUGCGUCCUUUCAUCUAUCAAAAUAACUUCAGUUCCCAUUCAAUUAUUUUAAAUACUGAAGAUGAUCACUUCCCUCUUGUUGAAUACGGCCAUCCUUUGAACAGUAAUCUUAAAUUUGCCGGAAUAGCGUCAUUCAUACCUAUGCAGUACACAUACGGCUUCCCAGACGGUAUUGAACAUAGAUCAUUGUUUUACGCCAUUUCGAAUCGCAAAAAUUUUCAGUUUACAACUAUUGAAUUUUCAAAUGAACCAUUUGAUAUAUAUUCUGUUACAGGAUGUAUGUCAGAAGAUGAUGAAAGCACAUGCGAAGAGAUUGGUUUUUCAAUUCUUGCAAAAUAUAUACAAAAUACGACAAUCCACGGUUCCGUUAUGGGCAGAUACGAGAAUGAGCGUCGUAUUUUGAUUGCAAGGAAGGAGAUUGAAACCCUUGCAAGCAGAUCUCUUCGAGAAAUCAAGUUCAACAUGACGAUGAAGUUAUUUUCAACAGAUUUCGAAAGAAAAGACAUCGAAACCAUUGCCAAAGACUCAAUGACAUUCCUUAAUGAUAACCAAGAAGAAUACGAUCCAGAAAUAUUCGAAGAACAGCUCGAAAACCUGAAAAACAAAACAAACAUUGUUUACAACAGAAUCCGCGAGAAUUCUACUAUUUCGCAAGUCAUGACUAAGCUAUACAAACUUGUACAAGUAGCAGAGAACUACGCAUUCUUGGAAGUUCCAAUCAACAAGUCGUUUGUUGGUCAAAAGAACAUCGAAAGAAUCCAGGAAAAAGUCAAUGAAACGAAAAAGAAAUACAACGAGUUUGCUGAGAUAAUUAAUAAGUCUCCUAUGAAUAAGGAUAGACCGGUGAAGGCAUUAGACAUCAACCAAAUAGCAGAUGAGCUGAUCAAGGAAUUGGACAGAAUCAGAAACAUGAAAGAAUACAAGAAAAAAGAAGAAGAAAAGAAAAAUUCUAAAAAAGGAUUUUUUACGGAUUUGUUUGGAAAAAUAAGAGAUAAAAUAUCCACAGAUACAGACUUCGUUCCUGAAGUUGAUAUAAUAGAAGAUGAUGCUUUGUAA
Messenger RNA from Trichomonas vaginalis G3, 2223 nucleotides. RefSeq names its product ATP binding. The transcript has a single exon. Gene Ontology annotation, cellular component: cytosol; nucleus. Gene Ontology annotation, biological process: protein folding. Gene Ontology annotation, molecular function: ATP binding; ATP-dependent protein folding chaperone. NCBI's taxonomy places the organism in Eukaryota, Parabasalia, Trichomonadida, Trichomonadidae. The coding region runs from base 1 to 2223 and encodes 740 amino acids. The record is from RefSeq and is a predicted model, not a curated record.